This is a messenger RNA of Abrus precatorius (Indian licorice), 1050 nucleotides long. Its product is annotated as agamous-like MADS-box protein AGL104. NCBI's taxonomy places the organism in Eukaryota, Viridiplantae, Streptophyta, Magnoliopsida, Fabales, Fabaceae. Gene Ontology annotation, biological process: positive regulation of transcription by RNA polymerase II. The record is from RefSeq and is a predicted model, not a curated record. The coding region runs from base 55 to 1050 and encodes 331 amino acids. Gene Ontology annotation, molecular function: protein dimerization activity; DNA-binding transcription factor activity, RNA polymerase II-specific; RNA polymerase II cis-regulatory region sequence-specific DNA binding. The transcript has 11 exons.
AUGAGUGCAUUCAUACAUACUUGAGAGUUUAUAGAUAAUAAAUCAUCAAUUGAGAUGGGUCGUGUUAAACUUGAGAUAAAGAAAAUAGAGAACGUUACGAAUCGACAAGUUACAUUCUCAAAACGAAGAAAUGGUCUCAUCAAGAAAGCGUACGAGUUAUCCGUCCUUUGUGAUAUUGAAAUUGCCCUUAUAAUGUUUUCUCCGUCAGAACGUCUCAACCACUUUUCGAGUAGAAGGAGGAUUGAGGAUGUUUUUAUUCGUUACAUUAAUCUUCCUGAUCAAGAAAGAGAUAACGCUGUAAGUUUUCCUGAGCUACCUUAUCGCAGGGGUAUUCAAAAUAAAGAGUAUUUGCUAAGGACCCUUCAACAAUUGAGGAGUGAAAAUGACAUAGCCCUUCGACUUGCCAAUUCGGGAGACAUUAACUUUGAUAUCGAGGAACUCCAACAAGAGGUUAAUAGAUUACAACAACAACUUCAAAUGGCCGAGGAUCAAAUAAGAAUUUAUGAACCCGACCCAUUAAAGAUGACAUCUAUGGCAGAGCUUGAAACUAGUGAAAAGCACCUUGUAGAUACCUUGACACGAGUUAUACAAAGAAAGGAAUAUUUGUUGAGCAACCAUUUAUCUUCAUAUGAUCCCUCUGGAAUGCAGGGUAUACCGACCUCUUUUGAGAAUGUAAGUUGGUUGCAAGAUGGGAGUCAAAACCAUCCCCAAAUUUUUGAUGCAUCUGCUCCUUUAGAUCCUCUCAGGGACUUGUCUUCCACCGUGUAUGGUUCAUUUUCACAAGGAACAAGUUCAAAUGUUGAUCCACGAGGCAUGGGAGAGUGUCAUGUGACAAAUCCAAGUGAUGCGAACCUUCAAGCAUGGCCUCAAGGAUACACAUUGUAUCCUUCUAUUCAGCAUGACAUGGUGGGACCUGACAUGCCAGAUAUGAUGCCACAUGGACAAGUGAACAUCCCAAUCACAGCCUCUCAUGUUGAACCACCUAAGAAUGAACCUGCAGAAUAUGACCAGUGUAAACAACCUCAUCAUCAUCAACUUAAUGCUCAAUAA